AUGACAAAACGACCACGAUUGGACUCUGGAAACGAGGACAACGACCCGGAGGAUAAUACAACAGCCGUUGGAUCCAUUACCAAGGCCUUUGAUUUAUUCAAGGUGCACUACUACAAAACCCAGGUCGAUGUGGUCCGAAAACAACACAUUACGGUGGCCCAAUACAAGCCUGCAGACACGGACACGGACAAAUUCUACGUCACCUGCCUUCCCUAUCAAUUUAUCGAGUUUUGGCUCUGCAAUAAAACUGGCACUGAGUUUCGCGAACCGUACUCAUUCAUGGCAAGGGGCCAUGAUUAUUGUGUGUUUGAGUCUGGCCAUAUUCGUCUCAGUCACUUCGUUCCUCUGCAACAUGCUCUACGACGUACGGAUCAGACGGAUACGCCAGCGCUCAAUACCACUCCAUACGCCUACAUCAGCAAGGACAACCUUGGAAUUCUCAGUUCCGUCAAGGCCAAGAAGGCCAUAACACACGCGGAUAUGGUGGCUCAGCAAGUGAAAAUCGCCUCCAGCGAAUUCUGGGGUGAAACCAACGAUGAGGGAUUACUGGCCCUGGAUGAAACCAAGACAAUGACCAACGGGGACUCCUUCGACUAUUACUUUGACAUGAAUAGCUGCUUUGAUCAUCGAUUCAAGCAGGCAGCACCCCGGUAUAACAAGGACGCAUUGCAGUACUUACCCCUGGCCUAUUCACAUGAUGCUACGGAUGGGAAAUCUCUAUUUUUGUCACUGAUUGUUGACAAUUACAUUUAUGGGACUGUACAAAGGAGCGGAGAUCACUCCCAAUUCUUUCUCAUGAAUUUGCUAAAUAAAGUCGUGGCAUUAAUGGAAGAGCCACGAAUUACCCCCGGCACUGUCAACGAUUUCAAGGAACUUUUGGGUCAAAAACCCUUUGACGUUCACGUAAAACAUUCCAAAGACGAGCGGUUAUACCGACUCCCCGUGUUAAUUUCUUCAAACACAGACAUUGCAAUGUACUGCUUGACUGAAGACGCCAAGGCGAUUCGGGCUCGUUGUUACAUUUAUAACCUCACCGAAUCUGCCUGA
This is a messenger RNA of Echinostoma caproni, 1047 nucleotides long. Lineage: Eukaryota; Metazoa; Platyhelminthes; Trematoda; Plagiorchiida; Echinostomatidae. The record is from the annotation of a GenBank genome assembly.